AUGGCACCAAGCAAGAAAUCCAAGAAGCAGCGCGCUGCCAAGCUCUCAUCCAAGGCGCGUGACGAGGCAUCCAUCGGAGAACCUGCCACUCAGUCUUUUGGCCAAGCCCCUGCCGAGAACUCUUCCGAAUCAAAGACUGCAACUGUGGUGACGAUCUCAGAUACUGAGGAGUCUGAUACCCAGGUGAACGUGCAAGAAGAGAAUCCAACGGAUGAAAUCGCCGAGGAGACUCCCACUGCUCAGGAAACUAGUCAAGGUCCCUCCAAUGCAGCGCCGACUGUCUUGUACCACAGCACUGCACCGAUCCCUACCCAGCUACUGUCUGUUGUCGAGAAUGGCGGCACUCUCCAUCGUGCGGUUGUGGACAUUCCAAAUCUACCCAUUGACCCAGAGGCUCGCAAAGUCACUAUUGAGAAGCUCGCGAACAGUGUGCGCCAGUUCUCGAGCCUCGUCAAGUUCAUCGACGAAUCUGCAAUGAAGAAGCAAGAGCUAGAUCGCCUCACCAAGCUAGAAGAGGCUUCAAAGAUCGAGUCCCCUCAGAGACGUGAGUUGAUUAAGCUCUACGCCACUGCUUGGCCCAAGGGCUUUAUGCAGUUCCUCGUCAACGCCCUUCUUUUGGGUGUGGUUGUUCAAGAGACGUCGGCAGCUGCGCUUGGCUCCGCCUUUGGUCUGGUUCUUCUGACAAACAUCGUGGCUGUUGGAUUCUUCAAGCAAAGCGCUUGCACUGCUACAGCAAUGCUCGAUGCAAAGAGAGGCCUUGCAUUCAAUGAUGGAGUGGAUAUCAGUGGAUUCAGUCAUUCGGCAAUGAUUAACUGGGGCUACAACUGGUACUCGGACACCUGGCAGACGACCAACGAGAUUGAGUUCGGUCCAAUGCUUUGGGGAAUCAAGAUGGAACUUCCAGAUGUGUUUUCUCCCAAUGCCUGGAAAUGGGUCGACAGCGGUGACCAACUCAGUGGUGUCAAAACCACCCACGUCCUCAGCUUCAACGAGCCCGACCAUCCCGCCCAAGCAAACAUGGACGUUGGAACCGCUAUCGCCUGGCACCAGUACUACUUUGAGCAGUUCAUCGGAAGGGCUCUUAUCGGCUCCCCGGCUGUCACCAACGGAGGAUACGAGUGGCUCAACACAUUCCUCUACAACUGCGACCUCCACGAAGCCUGUCACGUGGACUUUGUUGCCGUUCACUGGUACAAUAAGGCCGCCUACGUCGACGACUUCAAGAACUGGAUCGACCGAGUCUGCACGCUCGCUCAUCCUCGCAAGGUCUGGCUGACCGAGUUCCAGGGACUCGGCACCGAGGAGGAGAUGAUCUCCUUCCUCCGGGAGGUCCUGCCCUGGCUCGAUGCCAACAACUGCGUAGAGCGCUACGCAUACUUUGGCAUCACGACCAACGACCACCACAUGCUGGUGGGCGCUGGCCCAGAGCUGAGCCUGAUCGGAGAGAUCUAUGCCGGAUUCCGUAACUAG
Messenger RNA from Pyricularia grisea, 1470 nucleotides. RefSeq lists its product as uncharacterized. The coding region runs from base 1 to 1470 and encodes 489 amino acids. Gene Ontology annotation, cellular component: fungal-type cell wall. Gene Ontology annotation, biological process: fungal-type cell wall polysaccharide metabolic process. The record is from RefSeq and is a predicted model, not a curated record. The transcript has 4 exons. NCBI's taxonomy places the organism in Eukaryota, Fungi, Ascomycota, Sordariomycetes, Magnaporthales, Pyriculariaceae.